GAGGUGCUGCACCCGCCAAAUCUCUCUUCUCUCUUCCUCUCUCACCUCCUCCACCUUUCACUCUGAUCUGCCCAACGUGUCCACCUGUUUGCAAAGUGCACUCGCAACAUGAAGUGAAAAACGGAUUCGCAAACUUUCGGGGGCCGCCACCGACAGAUUUGCCGCUGAAAAGUGAUGCAUGGACGUAAACGACUUCCUCUGUGGCUUCCGCUGCCGGAGCUAACACCGCCUCUGCCAGGGGUCGCCGCCGCCGCCUCCGCAGCCGCCUCCACCAUUGUUGUUGCUGAUGUGCAUGUCGCUCAUGGCGACGCAAGGUGACGAGAUCCCAGGAGACGAGACCAGACCGUCAGAGAGCAACGCGUCGCCGCAGCACUCGGCGCCUCCGACCGCUUCGAGCGAGGACGAAGUGGCAGGCGUCGCCGCCAGCAACAGCAGCAGAGCGCGUCUCAACUCGCACCAGGAUGAGUCCCAAGAGGCGAGCAAACACCAGCGGAAGCCGUCCGUCCUGCAGAAGGCGGGCCGAUGGGUGCGCACCCGGCUGGGCCGCCCCCUGGCAGAGAACGACCUGGAGGCCGACGGGGUCAGUGACCCCGCCGACGACGCCGACUACUUCCUGGAGAAACUGGCGUUGGGGGCGUCGGCCCAGGCGAUGGAAGGUGGAGGCGGCUCCCGGGGGCGGUGCGCCUGUUGCGGGGGCGGAAAGAUGAGCUGCUGCCCCCGGGCCAUCGACCCCUCCAAACCCUUUCACUAUCGGUGGUUAAUCGUGGUGACGAUCGCCGUUUUGUACAACAUGGUGUUCGUGGUGGGUCGCGCCGUCUUCUGGGAACUGGACAACGCGACGCCGUACCUGUGGUUCGCGCUCGACUACCUGUGCGACGCCAUCUACCUUGCCGACAUGGUGGUGCACGCCCACGAGGGAUAUCUAGAGCAAGGCCUGAUGGUGCGGGACACUGGCAAGCUGAGAAAGAACUACUUGAAGUCUUUCCGCUUUAAGAUGGACACGUUGAGCGUGCUGCCGACGGACCUGCUGUACAUGGUGUUGCUGCGGUCGGCGGUGAUGGCGCCGACGACCGCCGCCUCCGCCGCCUCCAACUCAAGUGACCUUCUCGGCGACCUGGUCGCCGGUAGUCCGGCGCCGCCGUUCAGGCCUUGCGGCGCCGGGCCCCACGUGCCGUGCCCGGUGAUUGUGCGGCUCAACCGACUGAUGCGCAUACCGCGGCUGCUCGAGUUCUUCGACCGCACCGAAACCAGGACCAGCUACCCCAACGUCUGUCGCAUUCUCAAGGUGGUGCUCUUCAUUCUGCUCAUCAUCCACUGGAACGCGUGCAUUUACUUCGCCAUCAGCUACGCAGUCGGAUUUGGCACCGACCACUGGGUUUACAACAUCACCGGCACAAGAAAUUCGUCCCUUUCCAGGCAGUAUAUCUACAGUUUUUAUUGGUCCACCCUAACGUUAACAACGAUUGGUGAAACACCGCAGCCGGAAACGGACGCCGAGUACCUUUUCGUGGUGAUCGACUUUCUGGCCGGAGUGCUGAUUUUCGCCACCAUCGUCGGCAACAUCGGCAGCAUGAUCACCAACAUGAACGCGGCCAGGGUCGAGUUUCAGAACCGCAUGGACGGCAUCAAGCAGUACAUGGCUUUCAGACGCGUGUCUCCGGUUUUGGCGUCGCGGGUGAUUCGCUGGUUCGACUACCUGUGGGCCAACAAGCAGGCCCUGGACGAAGGUCGCGUCCUUUCCGCCUUACCUGAUCCUUUGAAGGCCGAACUGGCCAUCCAUGUGCACCUGGACGCCCUGCGGCGGGUCCGGCUUUUCCAGGACUGCGAGCCGGGACUGCUGGUGGAGCUGGUGCUGCGCCUCACCCUGCAGGUCUUCAGCCCUGGCGACUACGUGUGCAGGAAGGGCGACGUCGGCAAGGAGAUGUACAUCGUCAAGCGAGGCCGACUCAUCGUGGUCGCCGACGACGGCCGCACCGCCUUCGCGACUCUAGGCGCGGGCAGCGUUUUCGGAGAGGUGAGCAUCCUGAACAUUCCCGGCAACCGCACUGGAAACCGCAGGACGGCGAAUGUGCGCAGCGUGGGCUACUCUGACGUGUUCUGCCUGGCUAAGGCGGACCUGUGGCGCGCCCUGGAGGACUACCCUGAGGCGCGGCGCAGUCUGCUGGAGCGCGGCUGCCAACUGCUGCGCAAGGACGGCCUGCUGGACGAGGACGAGCUGAAGAAGGCCGAGGCCGAGAAUGAGUCGAUCCGCGACAAGGUCCUCCGCCUAGAGGAGCAAAUGGGAAAAAUCCAUAAGUACGUUCGGUACUUGAAGAAGGAGAACGAGGCUCAGAAGGUUGUCAUCCAACAACUGCAAAACGACGAGGCAUGCGAGCCAAGCAGUGCUGAGGUCAUCCCAAGCGUGGUGGUGAACGCUCUGGAUUUGGAGGAAGAGCAGCAGCAGUGUCUGGACCAACAGGACUCGAGUUCCGACUCCGAGGAGGAGACCACGGUCGUCGAGAACCCGAAGAGCCCCGAGGCUUGAUUUGUGAUAAGUGAUGUUUAUCAGAAAAUUGCUGCGAACUGGACUAUUGGCAGCUGCGGGCAGUGACGGCGGUAGAGGAAUCAAAUAAGGGGACACUUUGCAAUUCUAUAGUUGUUAUCUGGAGGAGUUCGGCAAUCGCGAACUAAUAAGUGGUGAGAUUUAUCACUGACGUGUUACACGAGGAAUGUUGUGGCGUUUUUUACAAUAUAUAAUAUAUGAGAGAGUGGUGAUUUUUUCGGGUUUUAAAUGAAAGAAAUAAUGCACUCGUGUGUUGCGGAAGAGAAAUAUGUUUAUUGUUGUUACUGUUGUUUGGAAGUGAAAUUAUAUUGUACGUACACACACACAACCACACAAAAAAAAAACGGGAAUGGCGGAUUAAUAAAUUUGUUAAGUGUGGAAACACGCACACAAGGGAAUGCUACAUGUGAGUUAUUGCAUCCAACCUUGUUUAAGCGGUUUUGAACAGAGAGCUAGAAUAAAAUUUUAAGUGGUGGAAUUAACAAGAAAGUUAAGUUGAAGGGAGAUUUAAAACCCAAGUAAAAAAUAAUUUAUGUCAAUUUUUAAUCAUCAUUAAAAUAAAGGUUGAUGAAUUUUGAUAAAUAAUAUAACAAGCCAGUUUAAGCUUGGGGUGAUUUUUUUAAGUACUCUCUUUCUUUAAAACGUUUCUCAGGAAAUAUAAAUUUUUUAAAUCAGAACUGAUCAAAUUUUUAUAUUUUAAAGGAAUUUUUUAUUUAA
This is a messenger RNA of Neocloeon triangulifer, 3259 nucleotides long. RefSeq names its product cyclic nucleotide-gated cation channel subunit A (gene CngA). Gene Ontology annotation, molecular function: cGMP binding; intracellularly cAMP-activated cation channel activity; intracellularly cGMP-activated cation channel activity. Lineage: Eukaryota; Metazoa; Arthropoda; Insecta; Ephemeroptera; Baetidae. Gene Ontology annotation, biological process: monoatomic cation transmembrane transport. The record is from RefSeq and is a predicted model, not a curated record. Gene Ontology annotation, cellular component: intracellular cyclic nucleotide activated cation channel complex; plasma membrane. The transcript is spliced from 14 exons. The coding region runs from base 287 to 2524 and encodes 745 amino acids.